UCUGAGAAAGGCUGUAAGCACUGGGGGUGUGUUUGGACAAGGCGGUGACUCUUUCCUUGCGGGGCCCUGGAGUAGUGGGGCGGGCAGGGCGCGAUCGAGGCGACCUCGCCUCGUAUAGACGGGACAAAUCGGUUUACAGCCGGGGAGUUCCUCUCCUGCCUGCCUCAAGUUUACCUCCUCACUUCCUGAGACCCGGGGCAGUGAGUCCCUCCGUGCCCCGGGGCAUCCGGAAGCAGUUAGAGCUGCCUAGUGUGCAAUAGGGCAGCCGGGGGCAUCACGCAGGGAUGUGGAGCAGGGUCGCCUUCCUGAACCCAUUUCAAACUGGGUCCUCUCUUGUUAUCCGCUUGGCAAGAGCUGAAUAUCCCUUUGGCCAGCUAAUCGGCAUGUGCGGAAGUGGCCGGGCGGGUUGGAGCGCCGCCCGGCCUGGGGGUGGAGCUCCCGGGUAGUGGGGACGGCUCGGCGGCGAGGCCGGCCUGCGGCGCCAUUUCGCCGGGCUGCUCGCGUGCUUAAGCUCAGCGUCAGGUCUGAGCUGCAGUUUUAGUGACGGGCAGGGGAUGGGACCCAACUUGGGAGUCCUGACUCCCCCGAGAGCUGAAUGCUCUUGCAGGGUUUUCUCUGAUUCUCUUCCCGUCAGAAAGAAGCCAGACACGGUGAGACCCUGUCUAUGUACGCUUUGGCAAGUGUUUGGUAAUCGCUUGCAACCAAAAUGAUGGUGCAAACUGUGGUGGUGGCCCAGCCCUGGGGAGGCAGAGGCAGGCGGAUCCGUGCGAGUUCAAGACCAGCAUGACCUACUGGGCUAUGUCUCAGUCAGGACAACACAGAGAAUUCCUGUCUGAAAGGCAAAGCAAGAACGUUCUAGGAAUGAAGACUCCCCAGCACCACACCACUCCUACCCCAAAAGGCUGUCUGACCCACUCUCCUCCCCACCAUCAGCACCAGAUCCCUUCGGCAUGCUGCCUGCCUGGCCGCUCCCUGGCUCGGCUGACCCACGUUUCCUUCCUAACCCCUCCAAUGCUGGAACCAGCGGAGAGGCGGAGGUCGCAGCCACCUCCCGCUCGCUCUCUAACGUCUUCCCGCCGUAGUCUGGGGCGGGCGAACGAGGCGGGAGGAAGAGUCUUUUCUCCUGGGGACGGCGGCGGCGAGCACCAACGGCGGCCACCAGAGGGCGCUACGCGGAGUCCCGAGAGCGCUGAUCGGACAGGCUCGCCGGGCUGGGUACUUCUGCGGCUGCGCAGUGGCGGCCACCGCCGGCCUCUCACGAUGCUGCGCUGGCGCAGCGCGACGUCAUCACCGUGCGCUGAGUCUGCUCUAGGGAGGCUGCUCUGCCCUGUAGCGGAGGGAAAAGGACACGCGCCAGCCUUCCCUCGCGCCUUCUGCUGCCGCCAGCCCAAUCGAGAUCCUUCCGCUCCUGCCAGCGAGGGGAAAGCAAUUAUUCGCAAGGCUUGAGGGAGACUGGAGAACUCCGCCGGGGAGGAUUCGGGUCACGUGGGUGACCCAGCCGCGCUCUGCCUGCGCUGUACACAGAUGACCAGGGGAUGGCGCCAGCGGGUCGCGCCGCCCUCUGGGGUCCUUUUUGUGGUUUGGGUUGUUUUUUUUUUUUUUCUUUUUCUUCCUUACUAACUUGGGAGUCAUGAUGAGGCUUGUUUUCUCUCCCAGUUAAAGAAUUAAAGGCAAGAAAAAAAUGUGGGACAGGUUAGUCUCAGACACAGCAGACAGAAUCAACCGGUGAAGAAAGGUAUUUAUUAGGGUGAGGAAAAACACGCACACAGUGUUAGGUUUGGGGUGGAAGCCGAGGAAACUCGCUUCAGAUACAGAAGCUUAAAAUGAAAGCUUUAUUUUCUGAGCUCAGGAGGGCGGCCAGUUUGGGAUCUGAACCGUGUUCCUGAGAGGAGACUGUAUUGCAUAGUUAAAGUGUGAAAACCGCAAUUAGCUCACACGGGGAUGGGGGCGGGGGGCGAUAGCGGGAAAGGUAGUCAUCUUUGACUGAAGUUAUUUUUGCUAAUUAGACAAAGCAGUUCUAGCUGACCUUUAAUUAGUCAGGGCCAGCUGCACUUAGGCUUGGCGAAUUUCUAGGAGUAGCCAGGCGAGAGUUCGCUGAACAGAAACAUAGUUUUGGUCAACCCGACUUUGCACAGACAACUUGUCUCUAUAUCAGCAACAAGCUGAGAUGAUGUGGCUGUUAAGCCUGAAACAGAAAUGGCUAUAGUUAUGCGCACGCCUGCGUGCAACAGAGAGAUAGAUGGAGUGAUGGGUAAAGAAGGUAACUACCAGCUCUCCCUUUACUGAGAAAUGCGACAAGUUGUUCUGUAAAGCGACUUGCCAUUUGCCAGCAUGCUUUUACAUCUAAUAACCAGAGAAAUUCUAGGCCCUGACUUUAAGAUGCAGUCUCUAUGGAGGAUGAGGAGUUAAGACAGAUUCCUGAUGGGCAGGAGGAUAGGAGCCACACAGGUUGUUUGUUUGCGUGUUUGUUUUAUGGGGAAAGUUCUGGCUUUUUCAUCCUUCUGACGGAGAUGAAGGCCUGGCAACCUGGACUUGAAACAAGGCUUUUUCUCACCCAGUAGCUUCUCUUACACCCAUGCCUGUCAGGCAAGCUCGAAGCCUAAUCUGGACUAUUUAUCCAACGCUCUAGCCCAGGGACCUCCUAGGCUCUACAAGUAGCCAAGUUGCCAGGGAUAACCUUGAACUUCUGAUCCUCCUACCUAUACCUUUUAAGUCCAGUUUUAUUUCUUUGUCUAAACUGAACAGAGUUUAGAACCAGUUUUUAGAAACAGGGUCUUUGAGACUCUUGUCUCAGAGAAGGCAGACAAGGACCUACAGCAAAGUUUGUCUUCUGACCUUCACAUGGGCAUGAUAGUGCACACAUCCACCUUACAGACACAUCAAAGAUACAGUCUGGGGAGAUGGAUCAAUGGAUAAAUGAUUGCUGUACUGAGUGCAUGCUGCCUGUGGCCAGCUAAAAGGAAGGCAGGCUGGGGGGGCAUGGCUUUAACCACGGUGGUGCAGGGAAGGGGGUUGCUAGCCAGCCCUAGGUUCAGAGGGAGACCCUGCCUCAAAAGGUAAGGUAGAAAGUGAUACUGAAGAGCAACCAUGUGUAGAUGAGCACACCUACACACACAUGUAUGUACAUACAUACACCACACAUGAAUAGUCCCUAGAAAUAUGAUUUGAGCAGAGGGGACUUGUGAAACUCCAAAGGCUUUAUAGUCAUUGUGCUAUUGAAUUGUCUCUGUUAGACUCUCCAGAAACAGGUUAAGAGUGUUUGGGAUGCAAAGCUGCUUAUCAGGAUGAACACCUGAUAAAGCAAGGACGCAGGCCUGGGCCGCAGGGGAAUCCGACUGCGGGUCUACUGCAGAUGCGAUCCUUUGUCACCUGGAGUGCUUAGAAAAAGCCACACCCCUGCCAAGCAGUCUGCAAAGCUGGCUGACUGCGGAGAACUAGAAUGUUAGGUGGGAGCCAAAAUCAUCUUGGAUUCUCUUGGCCUUUUAGUCAUUCAUUACCCACCUGUGUGUGUGAUCUAACACCCCAGUAAAGAAUACACUGGUAAAUUCUUUAGAAAUAAACAAAUGCCACCAACCCAAAGGCAAAGAGUGUCAUCAAGCAACAUCUGAAACCUAGAGAUUCCUUCGCUUCGCUCUAAUCUGUCUACUUCUUCAUCAAACUGUCACCACCGUGUUGAACCAUGGAAUUUGGAGAUUGUGUUCCCAGGCCCUGCUCACUCAUAUUGGCUCCACAAUAAACCAUCUCAUCUCCCGUUUGAGACAAAAGCUGUGGUUUUGUAAGGCUAUUUUGUUUUUAAAGUUUAUUCU
Molecule: messenger RNA, 3806 nt
Organism: Meriones unguiculatus (Mongolian gerbil)
Lineage: Eukaryota; Metazoa; Chordata; Mammalia; Rodentia; Muridae
Product: histone H2B type 2-F
Exons: 3
Coding region: 784-1446 (220 amino acids)
Cellular component (GO): nucleosome
Molecular function (GO): DNA binding; protein heterodimerization activity; structural constituent of chromatin
Source: RefSeq, a predicted model, not a curated record